Durio zibethinus is the source of this 5251-nucleotide messenger RNA. Lineage: Eukaryota; Viridiplantae; Streptophyta; Magnoliopsida; Malvales; Malvaceae. The record is from RefSeq and is a predicted model, not a curated record.
UUUUUUUAAAUUUCUCUUUCUCUUUGUCUGAUCAUCUUCAAAUCACCACCUGCAAAAAAAAAACCCCGAAGAAAAAAGUCUCCGGAGAAAAGAGACUGCCAACAAAACUUUGCUCAGACCAUAACCAAAAACCAAACAGUUUUCUUUAAAAAAUAUAUGAAAAAUAAGAGACAAAAGAGAUCAAGCUUUAUUUUGGUAUAUUCCAAUUUCCACCCAAAAGUCCAAUUCCAUUAACAAACUCAAAACCAUCAACUUUCUUCACAAAACAACAAAAAUAAUCAAAACCCAUUUCAGCUUUGACUUCAAAGAAUUGUUUUUUUUUUUUUUUGUCAGCUGACAAUUUUUGCAAAAUUCAAGCUUUGGGUUUUUUUUUUUUUUUUUCUCAAUCAGAUCUGAUUAUGUUGAAGUUCAAAUCUUGAUUUGACACCUGGAAACAGGCCUGGGAAUUUGCAAUAUAAUCAUCAGCUUUUUUUUGAGUUGUAAUGGAUUUGGAUGAUUUCAGAUCAGUUCUGGAAGCAGCUGGUGUUGAUGUGUGGACUUUUAUAGAUACAGCAAUCCUGGUAGCUUCUUUGGAUUAUGGCCAAGAGUUGAAGAAAAGGAGAGAUGGGAUUGUGGAGAGGCUUUAUGCUACUUCCAUGGUUUCUAGGUGUAAAAGCUGUGAUUUUGGUGAGAGAUCAAAUGGGUAUCAAGUUAAUAAAGAAGGCAGCCUCCAUGAAGGUAAAGGUGGAGAAGGAGGAAAAGGAUCACCUUUCACACCUCAAUCAGAUAAUGAAGAUGAUGAUUUGGACCCUUAUGGAGGCUUGUUUGAUGAUGAACAAAAAAGGGUUCUGGAGAUUAAGGAGCGUCUUGAAGUACCUGAUCAGUCUGAAGAUUCUUUAGUUGAAUUGCUUCAAAGCUUGGCAGAUAUGGAUAUAACAUUUCAAGCUCUCAAGGAGACUGAUAUUGGGAGACAUGUGAACAAAUUGAGGAAGCAUCCAUCAAAUGACGUUAGGAGAUUAGUGAAGCAACUUGUCAGGAAUUGGAAGGAGAUUGUAGAUGAAUGGGUAAGGGUGAAUCAACCUGGAGAACUUGAAUCUGCUGCACUUAUGGCAGAUGGAGAUUCACCACAGCAAAAACUUCCUCAAAAUGGUCGUCAACAGGUUCCUGAUUUUGCGUAUUCUCCAAAUCCGCAUAAUGGGAGUUUUGGUUCAGACAAGAAUAAUUCAGAACCUGAAAGGAAGCCAAAGCCAAUCCCUCCUCCCCGAAAAGAUCCUCCACCUAGACCAACUCUCUCAACUCCUCCACAAAAUGUGCAGAGACAGAGAGAACAAAAGGAAAGCAAUUUUGACUCUGAAAAGCUGGCUUCUGCAAGGAAAAGGCUUCAAGAAAAUUAUAAAGAAGCUGAAAAUGCCAAAAAGCAAAGAACGAUACAAGUGAUGGACAUUCAUGAGCUACCAAAACCCAAGAAUGCCUUCUUUGCCAAAAACAAGGGAGGUGGUUCUCAAGGGAGGCACUGGUGAUUGGAUGAAUGAAUUUGUCUUAAAGACAUUCCAUCUUAGGUUUUUCAUUUCUAUAUUUCUGUUGUGAUCGUUGUAUUAGAUAGGAGUACUCUUCAUAUCUUUUAUAGGUUAUCUUUCCAUGUUCUUUCAUGGUGAUGUACUGAAUUAUUUAUCAAUCAUUUGAAAUUCUUGAGGGCCAUGGACAUCCAUAACCAUUCACUUGGGGAUUUAACAUGAUUCUUUGUUUGACACAUGUUACCUUCCCCCCCCUUUCCCCCACCCCAAAUGUGCGAUGUUUUUUAUUUGUAAUAUAUGUGAGUUUCCUAAUUAAAAGAUAACUCCUUUUGAAAGUAUGUUAGUAUCUUUCUUCCUUUUUAUCAAUGCAGGCUGAUUCUACCUUGAAUAUAAGAGCUGACAUACAGAGCACACUGACUAUUUAGUUUAAUGUAUACUACUGGUAGAAGUACUUUGUGGGAUAUGAUGUAGAGGAAAAUUUGCUUUUUAUUUUUUUUUGCCUGCUACUUUUUAAAAAUCCUGUAAGAUAGUCAGCCAUAAGGAUUUUGAUUGAAUUGGCAGAUACCAUUUCUCUUUUGAAGCAUUGAUGUUUAUGUUCUGAACGUUUUUGCCUGAUUCCCAGCUAGGAUCCUCAGGUGGCAUGGGAAAAUUUUUGGACUUGGCCAUAAAAGAAUUAUGAAAAUCGUAUUGGCCAUAUCCAGAGGUUAUGAUUUUUUAUUCUUGUUUCUACAGAAGCCUUAUCAGGUUAUGGUUAUUGAGAGUCUGAAUGAUGUUCAGGUUCAUUUUUUGUUAAUUUUUACUGUUUAUAUGAUAAGGCUCCUCACUUCAUUGCAACGGUGAGGUUGAUCAAUCAUAUGUAACCUCUCUUUGCUGUGGCUCAUGCAUUGUGGUUGAUGACUUUUAGCUUUUAUUUGCCCCAGUAGUUGCUUGUACUUCAAAGGAUGCUUGAAUUAAGUUUCUUAUUACCUCUUUUACUGCAGGUUCUUUUGCGGUUGUCAUAGUGCUUUUGUCCCCUUAUGUUCAAUUAUAUUCUUUGUUAAAACUUGCAAGUUUUAGCUCUAAUCCAUUCAUUUGUGAUACUUUUCUCACCUGAGGCUGAAUGCUUAGCAGAACACGACUCGCUUCCCCCACCCACAAACUUCAAAUCAUAAUCAUGAACUGCUGCAAUUUUCGUUUUUCUUGUCAAUUUUGCUUGCAGGUGGUGGGAAUUAAAUGGCCAUCUAUUGCUAUGACUCUGUUUAAGUGGUUUGUAUCUUUAUCUAGUGAUCAAUUGCACUUCAGCCUUUGUGCUGUGACCAUCGGCAAGGGAAAGUAGCCUUCAGCUUGUUAUGCUGGUUGGUGGAUGUAAUUGAUCGGAUUCUGCGGGUACGCUCACUAUAACCUCCAUAGACUUUUUUCUUAUGUUUUAUGUCAGCAAUUUAAUACUACAUAUUUCGUAAACUGGACUUGCGUGAGCAAGAUUUGUUGGGAAUCUGUGGGUGACAUCCAUGAUUUAUAGCUUUUGUAAAGUUAGAUUGCAUAAAAAUGUAGAAAACAAUGAACCGUUGCUUUUGCUUAGCUAACAAAAUGUUAUGACUUUCCAAAGAAUUCAUAGUUCUAAUAUAAUAUCAAUUGCUCAUGUUCUUCAACUUUUACCAGAAAUAUUACUCAAUGCUUUUUCCUUUUAUUUUGUUUUUCUUUCUUCCUUUCUUUCCUGUAAGGGAUAAUACCUCAUUUGGCCCUUGAUCUAUUACAAUUUAUCUAAUGUGGUACUUAAACUAAACAAAUUUUUAAUCAAGUACCUAAACUUUAAUUCUGUGUAUUAAGUUUUCCCAAUCUCUUAACACUUUUAGAAUAAUGCUGACAUGGCACUUAAAUGCUGACAUGGAUAACACGUGAUUUUCACAUGGCAGUGAUGUAGUUGUCAUGUGUUACUUUUAAAGAAUAAAAAAAUAAUAAGAAGUUUUUCUUAGAAAUUAUAUUUUAAAAACUUUUAUUUUUUAAAAAUGACACAUGGCAGCCACAUCUAAACCAAGUAUCAUCCAUGUUAGCAUUUAAAUGCUACAUCAGCUUUAUUUUAAUGGUGUUAAGAGUUGGGGCAACUUAAUACACGAAAAUGCAGUUUAGGUAUUUGAUUAAAAUUUUUUUGGUUUACAUACCACAUUAAAAAAAGUGCAAUAGUUUAGGGACCAAAUCAAGUGUUAUCCGUUCCUAUAAAUUUAUUUUUAAUUUGUCCUAAAACUUUCACUGGUACUCAUUCAGUCCUAAAAGUUAUUGAAUGUGCGACUCUUGAGACAGAAACAUUAGCAGAAGCUUACCUGGCAUAUAAUGAAGUAAAUGUGGUGCUUGCUUGGCUUUUCACUAAUUUGUAAAAUAUUAAAAAAUUAUUUUCCAAAAUCGAAAAGCCAACCUCCUUGUACUUUGGUUCUUGCUUCUGCAUUACUUCAGUUCUUGCUUGUCUCUGUCUUUUUAAGUUGUGCUCGGUUGAAACAACUAUACUUGCAGGAUCCCUCCUACCGUUGAGUCUUACUGAAUGAGUUCUCGUCCAUGUGAGUUGCUGGAUUAGGAUAUUUCUGAGAUUGCAGGUAUUUUAAAUAUGGCACAAGUUUCUUCCUUGCUUUGGUUGCGUUCCAUCAAACCUUGUUUGUCUCUUUUGAUGAUGCUGUAAGUAAGUUCAACUGCUUUGAAUGACCUGAUGGAGCUUGACAUGUUCAAAUUUCUGUUCCUUACGUUCUUCAACAUUUGAUGAUAAUUUGGUAUUUGUUGUUACCACAUUUGCUUGUAAACUUACUAGAUGAAUGAUAAAAUACAACUCUUUUGACAUUAUGGAGUACUAGUGCUAAUCAAACUUUUUGUCUGUGCCAAACUGUCUACGAGGGGCAAAACCCUGAAAAGAUAAGAAAGAGAGAUCAAUCAACAACAAAGCUUGGAAGUUUUCUUGGCGUUUAUGCUCCGACACUUAAGUGAUGCUCGGUCAAACAGUGGGAAAAAGAAUAAGGUGGAAUGUAAGCUUUAAGCCAAGAGUUUUUCAGUUGGUGUAGAAGUAACUAGAUGGGGCUACUUAUACCUGUUGCGAUGAGAGAUCUUGGGCCUAGGUGGCCUGAGGUCGGCAUAAGAGGUUAGGGUUGAUCUUGUAGGCUCGAGCUGAGCUGGUAAUUGGUGAUCCACUUAGGAGAUGACAAGUUAGUGCUCUUAUGUGCCAACAAGUGGGCUGCAAAGGUGGUUGCGUUAAUGUUGACCUUGGAUUUUAGGUCGACUUAGACAUGUCAGCUUGGUUGAAAUAAUCAGAAUCCCUCCUCUUGCUAGUUGACUUAUACACCGGAGGAACAAGUUCAUUUUGCCCUUUGAACACUAAAAUGCUUUACACUUUUUCUUGUUCCUUGAGUUUUUUCAGGCUUGCCAUUGCUAAUCCUUUCUUGUUUCGCAGCGGGGGGUUGACCGGUGAUUAGUAUUCUGCUUAGAUGUGCCUACUGGAUUGACUGCUUACUGCAUUUCAACAUGAAAACCAGCAUCUUAACUCAUCCUACGUUAUUAUUUGGUUUGAGCAAACAUGUCCGAACAAACAGCCUUAGCAUUCCUUCAAUCCGAGUGUGAGAAACAGGAACGAGUUACUUAUAAGUUUACAUAUUUUCUCGAGAAAAUCCGAGUGGUGAACAAAAAUCCGACACGACAGUCGGCAGUAGAUGGUACUUGAGUUGAUUUGUUAAGAUUUUUUGAACUAGAUAACUAAAUGGACCCAAUAAGAUUAACGGGCCUAAAAUCAUCUGGAGCCCAACUCU